CUGGUUCGGUUCAGGCCGGCAGGCCCAAACAACAAAAACCAGCAAUCCAUCGGCUUAUCGGGCACCCUUUAAAUAUUACCAUUACGACCUGGAAACCCUAGACUUCGCGGCAUAAGCAAAUCGGGGCUUUGCUUUUCCAUCUCUAGCCAUGGCAGAUGCUGAGGUCAAUGUUGCUGCGUCAGGCCAGCCAAAGAAGAGAACGUUCAAGAAGUUCAGUUUCAGAGGAGUGGAUUUGGAUGCUCUCUUGGACAUGUCCACUGAUGAGCUUGUCAAGCUCUUUCACGCUCGUGCUCGCAGAAGGUUUCAGCGAGGUUUGAAGAGGAAGCCAAUGGCGCUGAUCAAAAAGCUUCGCAAGGCGAAAAGGGAGGCUCCACCUGGUGAGAAACCUGAGCCUGUUAGGACUCACCUCCGCAACAUGAUCAUAGUGCCUGAAAUGAUUGGUAGCAUUAUUGGUGUUUACAAUGGCAAGACUUUUAAUCAGGUUGAAAUCAAGCCUGAAAUGAUAGGCCAUUAUUUAGCUGAGUUCUCCAUCUCUUACAAGCCUGUGAAGCACGGAAGACCUGGUAUUGGUGCUACCCACUCAUCCAGGUUUAUUCCUCUCAAGUGAAGAUGUUGCAUGUGCCAUGAACCACUGGUCUCGUGGGAGUGCUUUAUUAUCCUAGUUUAAAUUGGCAUUUGUUUUGCUGCUUUUUUGUUUUUAACAUGUUACCUCACAUUGAAUGAGAGUUGGAAUGUCAACCAGUUUAUUUUAA
Molecule: messenger RNA, 752 nt
Organism: Hevea brasiliensis (rubber tree)
Lineage: Eukaryota; Viridiplantae; Streptophyta; Magnoliopsida; Malpighiales; Euphorbiaceae
Product: 40S ribosomal protein S15-like
Exons: 4
Coding region: 149-607 (152 amino acids)
Biological process (GO): translation; ribosomal small subunit assembly
Cellular component (GO): ribosome; cytosolic small ribosomal subunit
Molecular function (GO): structural constituent of ribosome; RNA binding
Source: RefSeq, a predicted model, not a curated record